AUGUUAAUUAAUAGUUAUAAAAAUAGUAGUAGUAGUAUAAACACUAUGUCUGAAUCAGAUAUUUCAUUAUUUCAAUCGAUUGGAUUCGAUGAGAAGCGUGCUAAAGACACAGUAAAGAACAAAGAGUUGACCGACAACAUCAAGUUCUUGAUCGGCGCCGCCAAGGUGGAAGCCGGUUGCGAUAAAUCCGUCGGUAACUUGUUGUACAGUUUGGCUACUUCACCACAGGCACAGUCACCACUCAGAGGACAAGCCGCUGCCUACAUCGGAGACGGUCGUAUCAAGUCGCAACAACAGUAUCAAGCACUGGUUGCCUACCUCAAGGACAACUCAGAGUUUGUCGCCGCCAAGUUCGAGUCGGACUGCGGUGUCGGUGUCACUGUCACCGCCGCCCAAGUGCAGGCAGCCAUCGACGAGCUCUUUGCCAAGAAGUCAGCAGAGAUCGCCGAGAAGAAGUGGCAUAUCGCCAUCGGUGACCUCUUGAACCCACUGAAAGAGUCGUUGAAGUGGGCUGAUUUCAAGGAGGUCAAGGACUUGCUCGAUGCCCAGAUGCUCAAGGUGCUCGGUCCAAAGCCACAGGAGGCACCCAAGGAGAAGAAAUCAAAGCCAGUCUCUACCAAGCCAGUUGAAGACGCCCUCGCCAAGAUCACUCUCACUGAGAACGCAGCGUUGCCAGCCGCCAAGUUCCUCAAGAUCAGAGACAUCUCACCGGCCAUCGCCAACACCAGAGUUCACAUCAAGGGUUGGAUUCACCAUGUUCGUUCACAGCGUAAGAUUGCAUUCAUCGAGUUGCGUGACGGUACUGGAUUCCUCCAGUGUGUAUUGCAAGGUGAUCUCGUACAUCCAUCGAUUGUCGAUGACUUGAAGAGAGAAGCAACAGUCUCACUCAUCGGUACAUUGACACUUCCACCAGCCGAUAAACAUUGUCCACAAGGUGUAGAGUUACAAGUUGACUACUGGAAGUUAAUUGGUGCAUCUCAUCUCGAUCUCGAAGGUAUCAUUAACAUUGAUUCAAAUGUAGAUCAAAUGUUGGAUCAACGUCAUAUUGUAUUGAGAGGAUCAAGAGCCAGUUCAAUCAUGAAACUUAGAUCGAUUACAAUGAAGGCAUUCCGUGAUCAUUACUUUGAGAAUGGAUAUUAUGAAGUUUCACCACCAACUCUUGUAAACACUUUCUGUGAAGGUGGUUCAGAGUUGUUCACUUUAGAUUAUUUCGGUCAACCAGCAUAUUUAACUCAAUCAUCACAAUUAUACUUGGAAACUAUGAUUCCAGUUGCUGGAGAUGUUUUUUGUAUGGCACAAUCGUAUCGUGCUGAGCUGAGUAAGACUCGUCGUCAUUUGGCAGAGUUCACUCACUUGGAAGCCGAAUGUCCAUUCAUUACAUUCGAAGAUUUGCUCGAUCGUAUCGAGUAUUUGGUUUGCGAUGUUGCCGAGCGUAUUUUCAAGAUCGACAAGGAUUUGCUCCUCUCGGUCAAUCCAAACGCCAAGGUACCAAAGCGUCCAUUCAAGCGUAUGGACUAUGCCGAUGGAAUCAAAUACGUGCGUGAGCACAACAUCUACAAGGACGAAGCCACCAAGACUCACUUUGAGUUUGGUGACGACAUCCCAGAGGCCGCCGAGCGUAAGAUGAACGACCAAAUCGGUGAGCCAAUCUUCUUCUGCCGUUUCCCAGCAGAGAUGAAGGCUUUCUAUAUGGCUCGUUGUCCAGAGGACAACACCUUGACAGAGUCGACCGAUCUUUUGAUGCCAGGUGUCGGUGAGAUUGUCGGUGGUAGCAUGCGUAUCUCUGACUACACCCAAUUGAUGGACGCCUACAAGAAGGAAGGAUUGGAUCCAUCGCAAUACUACUGGUUCACCGACCAACGUAAAUACGGUACCACUCCACACGGUGGUUACGGUCUUGGUGUCGAACGUUUCUUGACCUGGUUCUUGGGUGAAGAACACAUCCGUAACGUAUGUCUCUACCCACGUUACCGUGAGAGAUGUCAACCAUAG
Heterostelium album PN500 is the source of this 1992-nucleotide messenger RNA. RefSeq names its product asparagine-tRNA ligase (gene asnS1). Gene Ontology annotation, biological process: asparaginyl-tRNA aminoacylation. Gene Ontology annotation, molecular function: ATP binding; nucleic acid binding; asparagine-tRNA ligase activity. The coding region runs from base 1 to 1992 and encodes 663 amino acids. Gene Ontology annotation, cellular component: cytoplasm. The record is from RefSeq and is a predicted model, not a curated record. Lineage: Eukaryota; Evosea; Eumycetozoa; Acytosteliales; Acytosteliaceae. The transcript is spliced from 4 exons.